Molecule: messenger RNA, 933 nt
Organism: Fusarium oxysporum Fo47
Lineage: Eukaryota; Fungi; Ascomycota; Sordariomycetes; Hypocreales; Nectriaceae
Product: enoyl-CoA hydratase/isomerase family protein
Exons: 2
Coding region: 1-933 (310 amino acids)
Source: RefSeq, a predicted model, not a curated record
AUGUCAGCAACCAUUGAAGUCCCAGCUUCCUAUUCAUCACUGCCCUUCAAGAACAUCACCAUCUCCCACGUCCCAGCAGACUCGCCUUCCGCUACAAAGGUUCUCAUUCUAGCCUUUAACCGUCCUGAUAAGCAUAAUGCUGUCACUGAGAAUCUUCUUGUUGAGCUUGAGACGGCAUAUCGAGUUAUUGAUCAAGACGAGCGAGUUCGGGCUGUUGUUCUGACUGGCGCUGGGAAGGCCUUCUGUGCGGGAGCAGAUCUCCAGGUUGGAUUUUCCGGGCUGAUGGCUCAUAAAGAAAGCGAAGAGUCCAUCGCCAGAUAUAGAGACCAGGGAGGGCGAGUCGCUCUAGCAAUUGCCAACUGCACCAAACCCACCAUUGUUGCCAUUAACGGUCCUGCAGCAGGCUUUGGGCUUACCGUCACCUUCCCCGCUACCAUCCGUGUGGCGUGGUCUGGAGCAAAAGUCGCUCUGCCUUUCGCCCGUUUGGGUCUGAGCCUCGAGUCUUGUAGUGCCUAUUUUCUUCCACGCUUAGUCGGUCUAGCCAAGGCGAUGCAUAUUGUCACAACUGGUGAGACCUAUUUUGCCUCCGACCCACUCGUCAGUCCUUUAUUCUCGAAACUCCUUCCGACACCCGAAGAAACUGUGGCGUAUGCCGUGGAGCUUGCGUCCAAUAUUGGAGAGAAUACCUCCCUCACCAGUACUAAGCUAAUGAGGGAUAUGCUGUUGUAUAAUUCUGAAACUCCAGAAGAAAUGCAUAAGUUGGACUCCAAGGUCUUUAUCUCUCUUGUUGGGUCCCAGGACAAUGUAGCAGGUAUUAAAGGGAUCACGAAGAAACAGCAUCCAGACUUCAGUGGGACUUUUGACCGAAAUGCUGUGCCUUUUUGGCCUUGGUGGGAUGCCGAAAAGGACGAGCAGUCAAGGGCAAAGCUUUGA